Messenger RNA from Mucor velutinosus, 1539 nucleotides. RefSeq lists its product as uncharacterized. The transcript has 3 exons. Bases 1 to 1539 code for a protein of 512 amino acids. NCBI's taxonomy places the organism in Eukaryota, Fungi, Mucoromycota, Mucoromycetes, Mucorales, Mucoraceae. The record is from RefSeq and is a predicted model, not a curated record.
AUGACAGUGCUCAGCUCCAAGGAUUCUAUAAAAGGAUACACUCUAUUUGCCAUUGCAUUUGCAUGCUCUCUGUUUAUCCCGAGUCUCAUCUAUUCAUUACGGAGAGAUCCUAUCUUUGCUGAUGCCAUACACAAGCCUUAUUCAUACCCUCCCAUGGUCAAAUACAGUUACAAAUGGCCUGACAUCUCCUCGUUUACACAUGGCGUGCCUGCCAUUGCAAAUGCAACUGAAGAAAAUGACAUUUAUAAAGAGAUUGACCAGAGAUACUGCGGCCAGGACAGAUGCAGGUUCUUGUUACCUAUUGCUAUCACCGAGCAAGAAUCAAAGGCUCAAUUGCACUUUAGACAACUGGCAUUCCUGGCUGGCAAAAUUGACAGAACCAUUGUGCUGCCCAAUGUCUACAGCUCACACAUGGGCUCUUGUUUACCACAUCCCUUCUCUUUCUACUACGAUUUGAAAUGGCUGAAUGACAACACGAAGCAUUUCAACUACAUUACAAUGGAAGACUUCAAGGCCUGGCUGCUGGAAAGACAUUAUGCAGGCGUCAUUCCCUCUGGACAAGAAAUCUACAUGCAAGGUUCUCGGAAAUCAAGAUUGCUGAAAAACAUCAAAAACUGCUUUAGCGAUUCCUUUGAUUUCUCUGGUAGACCCACUGUGAGCUAUCAAUUGCAAGAUCACCAAAACCAGCGUCAUAUCAACAUCACUGAUAUUAUGGUGGACCUGUUUAGCGACAAGGCUAGACAACAUGAAUACCUGGAUGGAAUGAUCCAGUCUCCAUUUCCCGGAGCAGCAAAAAAAUUUAAGGUUCAUACGGAUGCCUCCUCGCCACCAGUGGAUGUAAUCAACUUGUUUUAUGACAGAAGAUACAAGUUCAUCAACGACCAUGAUGCGCAGGCACCUCUGCCAUACAGCCAACGAUGGGUCGAUGUAGCGAAUCAAAUUUCCAAUCAAUUAAAGCCAUACAUGGCAAUUCAUUGGAGAAUGGAAAGGCUAGAACCUGUUUCCAAUUUGCUGCCGUGCGCUAUGGAUCUCAUUGACAAAGUGCACCAACUCACCAUCGACAACAACGAGCAAAAGUACCCCAAUGUGUUUUUGCUGACAGAUUAUCCACAUCUGAUCAACGCCACUGGAGCCAGACCUGAAUCCAACUCGUUCAGAAUGAGCGAGCUGAAAAACGAACACCACCAGGCCAUUCAAUAUCUAUACCAACAUUUAAACAUCUCAUUGACUUCAGUCAACAACAACAAGAUACCGUACAACGAAUUGCCCAGCGACAAUUGGCACAUUCUGCCUAUCAACGCUUCUUCAGAUGACAGCCUACUGCCUGCAGAUCGCAGUAUUCUCGGUAUUGUCGAUAAAUUAGUAGCCAUGAAUGCGCAAUGGUUCUUUGCUGGCCGUCCUGGCGUUUGCGCAAAGUCAAGCAGCUUCACUGGCCGUAUAUCGAAUAGUAGACAUCAAGCGUUCAAGCACGGCGAUGAAAAUAUCAAAAUGCCAGUGAAAACAUUUGAUAUGAAAAAGACACAGCCGGCCCAAGACUAG